Messenger RNA from Uloborus diversus, 3051 nucleotides. Its product is annotated as WD repeat-containing protein 44-like. The transcript has 21 exons. Gene Ontology annotation, molecular function: protein binding. Bases 266 to 2872 code for a protein of 868 amino acids. Lineage: Eukaryota; Metazoa; Arthropoda; Arachnida; Araneae; Uloboridae. The record is from RefSeq and is a predicted model, not a curated record.
CGAUUGUUUUGAAAAAAAUUUUUAAAGAUAAAAGCCAUUAGUAACUUUUAAAUUGUAAAUACAGUAUAACUAUUUUGUCAUUUAGGAUAACUAAAUUACGCGAAAAUGAUAUAUCUCCUGGUGCAACAUAUUGAACGGUACUUCCUGUUUCUUUGAACUAAAAAGAUGUCUUUAAAACCUCUUUUUUUUCUAAAUUUUAUUUUAAUGAUAAUAAAAAAGAUGUAAACUUCCUUCAGAUCCCGCUGCUUAGAAGAAAUUAGUCAAGAUGUCCUCCGAAAGUGAUUCUGACAUAUUUUUUGAUGCAGAGGAUGUAACACCUGUAAAAACUGCUAAAGUGCCAAAUAAGGAAGAAAAACCACCCUUGGAUGAGAAAGGUGUUUUGGAAAAUGAAGAAUCCAUUAUUGUUCCAGUUAUUAAGGUUAAAGAAGAAGAUUUGAAGGAAAUGGUGAGGAAAGCCAAAGACAAUGAGCAGCGGCGUAGAAAAGUUGAAGAGAUUCGAAAUCAAAUUAUGAAUGAUGACGACGACAUCCUUGAAAUCCAUUCAGAGCAGAGCAGCUUGGCAUCCUCAUCCGUCGAGGGAAUAUACCCGAGAAAUAACGCAAAUUACUUGCACAGGACCUCGGAGCGUAAUACAAAUGAAACAAGCAGCGUCAUGAGCUUGGGCAAGAUUGGCUGUAUCCUGGGAGACAGAGACAACACCAAAGAUGCAGACACUGUUUCCUUGAAUUCUAAAUACUCCAUGAGUGAGAGCGAAAGCAUUCGGGAAUUUCCCAACACCAUGCCAAAGUCUAAGUGUUCGGAACCGGACGUCGUCGCGAGCACGAAGGGUGAGCAAGUUCAACAUCCAGUUGCACCACCAAGGAAAAAGAAAAGGAACAAAAAUCUUCCUUCUUCAUCUUUAAAACCUGAGAAUAAUCAGAACAAAGAACUUCCUAGUCCUACCGAUCCUGUAGAAAGCAUUACUAGAGAAUUAGAGUAUUCCCUGGAUUUGCACAGUGCUACACGAGGGCAGUAUGUUGUGAAACCUCAGGACAGGGAACAAGAUCGAGCGGAAGGGCCAAGCAGUGAAAACAGCAGCAGCAGUAGCAAUGGUACCAAGCGCACUACACCCACUCGCUCGGACAGCUUAAACAGCGUAUCAUCUAAGGGCUCUCAUCAUGCGUCUGAGACGAAUGAGCCAGGAAAGCUUCUUGCCGAUGACAUCAAGCAACCUUUCAGCGUGAGGACACGCUCUGAUUCAGGUCGUCCUCUCACUGACCAGGAAAUUUUGGCACAAGUCAGUGUUCGAAAUUUAGAUACAGGUGAACAAAUUCCUUUGAGUUUAGCAGAAGAGCAUCUACCUAAAUGUUUGAAUCCAUUGUCAUUGCACAUUAUGAGGUUAACUUCUGAAUAUGUCAGUACGACAGCUUUAGAUAAAGAAUCAGAUGAAGAAGGCUCUGACAUGAGAAAAACGGAUGCAUUAGAAAUGGGAGCUAAAGCUUGGUUUAAAACACGUGAUUUUGGGAAGAAACUUAAAAUGGAAGUCAGCAAAAUAAGAACAGUUGUUGUUGAUAAAGUUACUCACUCACGUCAUGCUGAUGAAGAUAAUAGUGAAGAAGAAAUACUUUCAGACUUACGUUCCUCCGUUAAAAUAAAAGUAUCUAGUAAACUAAAAUCAGCUGAAAAAGGAAACAGUGAGUUUGAAAACAUCAGGGUGCUUCAAGAGCUUGCUGGAGAACAUACAGGGGCAAUUUGGACAAUGAAGUUCUCAUCUUGUGGACGUCUCUUGGCAACUGCUGGGCAAGACCACGACCUCCGUAUUUGGGUACUCAAGGAUGCAUUUGAAUAUUUUAAUGAUAUGAGGCAAAAAUUCAACAAAGAAGGUAAAACUUCACCCAUUCCAUGUCAACCAGAUGUUUGCCUAGAUAAUGAAGAUAUAGCCGAGGACAGUGAGGACAAUAAAGGUCCAUUUGUCUCCAAACCCUUUUGCAGGUACAAAGGGCACACAGCUGAAUUGCUUGAUGUAUCGUGGUCAAAGAACUACUUUAUACUGUCUUCAUCUAUGGAUAAAACAGUAAGAUUGUGGCAUAUUUCUCGGAAGGAGUGCCUUUGCUGUUUCCAACACAUUGAUUUUGUUACUGCUAUUGCUUUUCAUCCUAGAGAUGAUCGAUAUUUUCUGAGUGGAUCUUUAGACGGAAAAUUGAGACUUUGGAAUAUACCCGACAAGAAGGUGACUUUAUGGAAUGAAUUAGAUGGGCAAACGAAACUCAUUACAGCAGUAAGCUUUUGCCAAAAUGGGAAAAUUGCAAUAGUAGGAUCAUAUGAUGGCAGAUGUAUUUUUUACUAUACAGAUCAACUUAAAUACUACACUCAAAUUUUUGUAAGAAGCACCAAAGGAAAAAAUGCCCAGGGCAGAAAAAUAAGUGGAAUAGAAGCUAUGCCUGGAGAAGAUAAAAUCCUUGUCACCUCUAAUGACUCACGAAUCCGAUUAUAUGACUUUCGAGACCUAUGCUUGACAUGUAAAUACAAAGGAUAUGUAAAUUUAAGUAGUCAAAUAAAAGCAAGUUUCAGUCAUGAUGGAAAAUACAUUAUUAGUGGGUCUGAAAAUCAAUUCAUCUACAUUUGGAAAACUUCUCAUGAUUGUGCAAAAUUUAGAAGGGAUAGGAAUGAUUACUGGACUGGAAUAAAAGCUCAUAAUGCAGUUGUGACGUCUGCAGUAUUUGCUCCAAACCCUUCGUUAAUCCUGAAGCAGCUAGAGAGGGAUCAAGAGGAUGAGUGUGCUCCUGCAUUGGAUCACAGUACAAAAUGUUAUGUGAUGGUCAGCGCAGAUUUCAACGGAAAUAUUAAAGUGUUUCUCCACAAGCCCAGAGCUGAAAGUACUAACAUUUCGUAAUUAUUUUCUAGUCUAGAAUAAAAACUUUGUACAGAUUAUAAAUCUAUUCGACUGUGUGUUCGUUAAAUAUAACUUUUGUACAACUGUUGCCUACUAAAUUGAAUUCUAAAAUUUUUAAAGGCAUUGCAUGUACUUACAAUUUCAUCUGUAAUUAUAUUUUAUUAAAAUUUGCUUAUUUU